Messenger RNA from Thecamonas trahens ATCC 50062, 1458 nucleotides. RefSeq lists its product as uncharacterized. The record is from RefSeq and is a predicted model, not a curated record. Bases 1 to 1458 code for a protein of 485 amino acids. The transcript has 2 exons. NCBI's taxonomy places the organism in Eukaryota, Apusomonadida, Apusomonadidae.
AUGUCCAACCAAGGGAGCAAGGCUGUUCUUGGGACUGUCCUCGUGGGAGCUGGUGCUGGCGAUGCGGUGGCCGAGUCGGACGUGGGAAGCACCCAGAGCGGGGCCGGUGCUGAUGUUGAAGCUGCUGCUGGGGAGAGUGGUGGACCGUCACCGGAUGAGACCCUGCUCAACUUUCUGGCCAUUGUGGGCGAGGAUGUGGAGAUCGAGUUUGCGCGGUCGUUCCUCGAAUCGUGCGGCAACUCGCUCGAGAUUGCUGUCCCGUCGUUCCUGGAGAACUUUGGCAGGCGGAGCGCGCCGUCGUCGUCGGCAGCGACGUCGGGCGGAGGAGCGAUGGGCGGAGGUGGGUCUGCGGCGGCCAAUGCUUCGCGCCCGCUGGGCUCGAUCCCAGGCAUGUCGUCGAGCCGCGGAGGACGGAGCUCGUUUGGCGGCCGCGGCGGGCUCGGCUCGGGCCUCUCCGAGUUUGAUUAUGUCAUGGACGACCGCGCAGAGAUCUCACACCCUGCGGCGAAUAGGUCCAACUCGCCGCCGCUCGGCUCCAUGCCGUACGAUGCCGGCACAGCCUCGGAGCUGUGGUCGAACACAUGCACACGGGUCCUGUUCGGCGACGCGCCUGUGGAGCAGCCGGCGUUCUUCAUCGGCAUCGGUGGGCCGACCAGCGACGGCGCAGCUGGCAGGAGCGGCGACGGUGUGCCACGUGUCUGCACCGCGUGCGCCCAGACAUGCCAGUCGCGCAACCGCAAUCUGCGUGUCGACACCAACGCGUAUGAGCCGAUGGUCUGCGCUUGCCAGCACUGGCCGGCCGAGUCUGAAGAGGGCACCGCGUUCUGCCUCUACCGCGAGCGGCCUGUCAUGGUGCUCGGCGACAGCGAGCGGAGCGAGGUGCUGGCUGACAUGCGCGCGGCUAUGCCGGCGGCCAUGGCGGUGGUGGAGGAGUUUAUGGCGGCGGCGGCCAACGACGCGCUCGAGGAUCUGUUCACCUUUGAAGAGGCCGAUGUGCUCGAGGGCGACUUUCUCCGCUCGCUUCGCCUCUAUCUCAAGAUGGAGUUUGCACAGGGCGCAACGGCCGAGCUCGGGAAGAACCUGGCGGCCUUUGCCGAGCUGGCGCUCGCCCGCCCGGUCGGCGACCAGGAUGCCAACGCCCGUGCCGCCCAAGUCGCCGCCAACGCCGCCCUCACCAUCCUUACCCCGUCUUCGGAUCGCGCGCCAGCCCGCUGGGCCGCCGCCGCCGCUGCCGCUGCCCAGGCCCACGAGCGCGUCGGCUCGGCUCUUCGUGCCCGCGAGCUCUACGAGCAGGCCCUUGCCGCGUAUUCUGCUCAGGCCUCGCCCGACGUCGACCGCGUGGCAGCCCUCACAGCCGGCAUCGACCGCCUCUCUGACUCGACCGCCACAGUGAGCAGUGGCGAUGGUAGCGAGAGCGUGACCGAGGACGGCAACGACGUCAGCGCCAUUGAUCCGUAA